Anoplophora glabripennis (Asian longhorned beetle) is the source of this 621-nucleotide messenger RNA. RefSeq names its product piggyBac transposable element-derived protein 4-like. The transcript has a single exon. The record is from RefSeq and is a predicted model, not a curated record. The coding region runs from base 1 to 621 and encodes 206 amino acids. Lineage: Eukaryota; Metazoa; Arthropoda; Insecta; Coleoptera; Cerambycidae.
AUGGAUAAUUUCUAUAAUAGUCCGCAACUUGCUGACUUGCUAUUGCAACACAAAACGGAGGUAUAUGGUACAUUGAAAUUGCAAAGAAAGGAAGUUCCAGAAGGGCUACGGAGAAAGAUUCAGAGAGGCGAAAUAAUAGGUUAUCAACGAGGAAAAGUUACUGUUAUGAAAUGGAGAGAUAAGAAAGAUGUAUGCUUAUUAUCAACGGUUCACAAUAUCGACACCCAAGAAGUGGCAACAAAGUCAGGACCAAAGAGAAAACCAAAGGCUGUAAUACAGUAUAAUGACACGAUGGGGGGUGUUGACCGUGUAGACCAGCAUUUAGCUGAUUAUGUUUUGCCGAGGAAACGGGGCAAGAAAUAUUAUAAGAAAAUAUUUUUCCAUCUUCUUGAUCUUGCCCUAUGGAACUCUUUCGUCCUUUAUAAAAUGGAAGGUGGUAAAAAAUCGGCACUUACAUACAGAUUAGAUAUUGUCAAGUUGUCGAUGGAAAAGUACCACAAGAUGGAGUUUUCAGCAAAAAGAGGUCGACCGUCUACAGUUCUACCUCCAUCUCGCCUAACUGGGCGUCAUUUUCCAGAGUAUAUACCAGCUACUGAGAAGAAGGCCAACCCCACAAGUUAG